ACUUGUACAUUUUCAAACUGUCUGUUGCUCCUGUUUCCACAAGACCUACCUCUCUUCUCCACCCCCACCUUCAAACACCCUUGCAUUUAGGUACAGUACCCUGUAUUUUAUAUUCUUUUGGAUAUUAGAACCCUCAAAGAAGCAUGAUCGAUAGAUAAUUUACCUUGUUAAAAUACAUGAAUUCUUUCAGAUUGUUCUGUGAGGACAGAGAUGGUGUUGGUAAGUGUAAGAAUGUUCCACCUGGUACUGUUGUGGAUUCUGGGAUCACACAUCCAAGUGAGCGAGAUUUCUAUCUCUGCUCUCAUCAAGGUAUUCAAGGUACCAGCAAACCAACUCAUUACCAUAUUCUGUGGGAUGACAAUGAUAUGACAAUGGAUGAUAUACAGAUGCUAACCUACAGUUUAUGCCAUCUGUACUUUCGUUGUACAAGAUCUGUCUCCCUUCCAAGCCCUGCGUACUAUGCUCAUUUGGCUGCUUUCAGGUAAAUGUCUAUGAUUGUUUACAUAUAUAUAUAUCUCAGGAGAGUAUUGAAAUUUUCUUAGUUUUCAAGCCACUUAUUGCUUAAUACGGGGUGGAAGUAAUCAAGGGUUAACACACACCGGACAUUUAUUUUCCUUUUUCUUGUGCCUUCCAUUCAUUCAUGCAGACUGCUGCUUCCUGGAUAUCUAUUCCUUUCAUUUAUAUGUCCUUCACUCUAUCUAUCUGAAUCAUAUAGUUUUUCCUUGACUCCAAGAGAUCACCAUAGUUGAUCAAUGCAUGCAACUGGGGUAAGCAUUACUAAUAUAUUUUAUGUUAUUAUUUUCUGUAUAAUGUAUAUCCAUAAUAUAAAUAUAUAUAAUGGAAUGUGUGCUCAUUUUUUACAGUAACAUAC
Messenger RNA from Homarus americanus (American lobster), 871 nucleotides. RefSeq names its product protein argonaute-2-like. The record is from RefSeq and is a predicted model, not a curated record. The coding region runs from base 177 to 485 and encodes 102 amino acids. Gene Ontology annotation, molecular function: nucleic acid binding. The transcript is spliced from 2 exons. Lineage: Eukaryota; Metazoa; Arthropoda; Malacostraca; Decapoda; Nephropidae.